This is a messenger RNA of Coturnix japonica (Japanese quail), 3598 nucleotides long. Its product is annotated as growth/differentiation factor 5. Lineage: Eukaryota; Metazoa; Chordata; Aves; Galliformes; Phasianidae. Gene Ontology annotation, cellular component: extracellular region. Gene Ontology annotation, molecular function: cytokine activity; growth factor activity. The record is from RefSeq and is a predicted model, not a curated record.
UAAGUGACUGGGAGGGGAGGGCUGGGCUCAGCACAGCGCUGGAUGAGAGAAGGGUCCCAUUAAUCCCCGUUCACUCCAGCCCAGUGCCUCAUUUCCCCAAGGUUCAUUCAGAACAACAACAGCUCAUUUUUUUGUACUGCAUGAAAGACACUCUCGCUCCGUGCUCCCCGGAGUACAGCUGACAGCAGCAGAUACCCUUCCCACGUCAGCAGCUCCGGUUCCCUCCUCCCAUCCUUCCCCUGUCUGUGGGCAGGGAGCUCUCCUACAUUCGGGUUCACAAAAGCUCCGUCCCGGCUGCGCCCCGGCUCAGAGCAGCCCGAGCCGUGCUGCUGGCAGGAGCGGGGCCGCCUGCAGGGAGCAGUGCCUGCACAGCCUUCUCCUGCAGCUGGGUUACGCGGGUUUGUUCAAAGCGUAGCAAUAAAAACACCAACAUGCGAUGACUGCGGGCACGGCGGUGCUGCGUUAUACCAAAUUCAUCGCCUGCCUCGUUAGCUGAGUCGCUGGAGGGCAAAGCGAAGCCGCAGCUCCAGCAAUAAGGAGCAGGACGGGGUUACGCACCGAGGCUUUCAUGUGCGCGUUCCCGUGGGCCGCAGGACGGGUCCCGGCUGUCCGUCUCGCAGUUUGUCCCAUUUAAACGUGAAGUUGAUGGAAGGCGAAAGGAGAGGUUGUGCCGCCGCUCCAAAACGCGUCCUCUGGAGCCCUGAGCCCGCGGAGCUGUUUCACAUGAGGCAGGGAAUGAGUCAUGCUCAUGAAAAGGGCAAAGAAGAUUUUUUUUUAAAGAAAUAUAUCGCAGUUAAAUUAGUUUAGACAGCAUGACAUCAGAGAGUAAUUAAAUCGGUUUGUUGGAAUUCCGUUUCCAAUUCCUGAGCUCAGGUUUGUAAAAGAUUUCUGAGCACCUGCAGGUCUCUGUGUGUGAAAUAUUUUCACUGGAAAGGAUUCAAAACGUUAAAAAAAAAAAAAACAGCCCUUUUAACACAGAGGCAGCAUUACGCCAUUCUUCCUUCUCGGAAAAAAAACCCCUCCGAUUUAAACAGGACUCCUUCAACUUUUCAGUCAGUUUUACAGAAGAAAACGAGGUGGUAAACUUUCUCUUUUCAAGAACGAGCCCUUUACAGCCACGAACUGAAGUCAGGGGAGAGCGCGUCUGAGAGCAGGAGCAUUUCCACUAUGGGACUGGAUACGAGCACUGAACAACCAGAUUUGCAAUGUUUUAAUCUCGAUCGAAAACCACUUUUGCUGACUUUGGUUUUUAAUUUCUUUCAUGUUUUCUUCUGCCAAACUGGAGGAACCUUCCCUGAUUUUUUCUUUAGCGGCAUUCAGAGGAAGACCAGAGGAUGAAAAUCCUGCAUUUUCUCACUUUACUGCUUUGGCAUUUGACUUGGCUGUCUCUGGAUCUAGUUCCUGGAGCACUGAGCAAUUCUGAAGCAGGCCAGAGUAAUCCGGGGUCUAAAACAGAUUUGUUAAAAGCAGAAGGAAAGGAGAGGACUCCCUCAGCACGGGCAGGCACGCCACGGGCUGCGAACCAUGGAUUUAGCACCGGGACCUCGAAGGCAAGGACUAAAAGCAAUGCUGCUCAGCCUGGAGCUCUGCUGGCCAAGAACGACGAAUCACAGAGGGUUCUUUCAAGAGCAGCUGCCUCAGAGGCAAAGGUAGGACAUCUCCCGAGCAGACCUUCUGGAGUAAGGACGGUGACUCCAAAGGUCCCAAAUCUUAGCAGCAAGACGGCUUUGAAAAAACCCAGCACGAGCAGUGCUGAUAGCAGCGCUUUCAAAACGAAAAAGACUAAAGAGCCUGUCACCCAAAGGGAAGCUAAGGAAGCUUUCAGACAGCCCCCUAUAACGCCACAUGAAUACAUGCUCUCUUUGUACAGGACUCUCUCAGACGCAGAAAGAAAAGGUGUUAAUGGAAGUGUAAAACUGGAGGCUGGACUUGCCAAUACAAUAACCAGCUUUAUAGACAAAGGACAAGAUGAGCGAGCGCCAACCAUAAGGAAACAAAAAUACAUUUUUGACAUCAGUGCAUUAGAAAAAGACGGCCUGCUGGGAGCAGAGCUUCGGAUACUGAGGAAAAAGCCUUCUGAUGCUUGGAAGUCUCAUUCUUCUGGAAAGACUUCCCAAGUGAAAUUGUUUAGUUGCUCUACCAACAGACAAGCAGCGACGCUCCUGGACUCUCGUAUUGUCAGCAUCACAGAUACACCAAAAUGGGAAGUGUUUGACAUCUGGAAGCUUUUUAGGAACUUUAAAAACUUGGUCAACUUGUGUUUCGAACUGGAGACUUUUGACAGGGGGAGAGCGGUUGAUCUCAGGACUGUGGGAUUUAACAGAACGGGAAGACAGGUCAACGAAAAGGCUCUCUUCUUGGUGUUUGGGAGGACAAAAAAAAGGGACUUGUUUUUCAAUGAAAUCAAAGCUAGAUCCGGCCAAGAUGACAAAACCGUGUAUGAGUACUUGUUCAAUCAGAGGCGGAAGAGAAGAGCUCCUCUAGCAACACGGCAAGGGAAGAGGCCCAGUAAGAACCUGAAGGCAAGGUGUAGCAGAAAAGCCCUCCAUGUGAAUUUUAAAGACAUGGGCUGGGAUGACUGGAUAAUAGCACCCUUAGAAUACGAAGCAUAUCACUGUGAAGGUCUUUGUGAGUUCCCCCUCCGAUCCCACCUGGAGCCCACCAAUCAUGCAGUUAUCCAAACUUUAAUGAACUCAAUGGACCCCGAAUCGACGCCUCCUACUUGCUGUGUUCCAACCAGGCUGAGUCCUAUCAGCAUUCUUUUCAUUGACUCUGCAAACAAUGUGGUCUACAAGCAGUAUGAGGACAUGGUGGUGGAGUCGUGUGGCUGCAGGUAGCAGAACAGUUGCUCAUGUGAAUAUGCUAUGAAAGAUAAUAUGACGCACUGAACAUAACCUCUCCUGAAACAAGGUUAACUUAAUUUCUUACCUCUAGGGUAUGUUUACAAGGAUGUAGCACCAAAUCCAGCCAUUCUGUAUGUUUUUCCACCAUCUCUCCACUUUGGGCAUAUUUCAAUUGCAUUUGGACACUGUCACAGAGCCCAGUAUAAAGCCACGUGUUGGCAACACAAGACUGGCUCUACCUAAAGUCUGCGACAGGGAAGAUUUGACCUCCAUGCCUCUAAAUCACCUGCUUUUUACCCUAGAGGCAGUGUGUAAAAAUGGUAUUGGUGAGCUGCGACCUGUCUGAUCCUUUGAACAACAUUCUUGAGACUGAAUCUAUGUCUGAGUCCCAUGUGCAUUGUCCAUUAUGAGCUGUAAGGAAAUAGUCCUGAUGUCUAGAAGAGAGGGUUGUGUUCUGGCACGCUCCCAUCUUGGUGUAAAUAGUUGUACUGUAAUAUGGUUUCUUUCUGAUUAGCUCUCAAAACUAUGCAUAUGAAAAAAAAGGAGUAAUUAAAUGUAAUGUGUUGAUAUAGUUUUAAGUUGUACAUGGAGAUGGGUGACGCAGGAGGCGUUCCUUUCCAUGUAUGCUUUCCUCCAAGCUACGUAUCUUUCCUAAGUAUCCACCUUUCCAUUAUUGUGUAGCAAGAUAUAUUACUCUGUAUAAGGUCCAAGUUGUUCUCAAAUGCUCCUAGUAAAAGUGCUCAGUUAUGGCAUAA